Messenger RNA from Carassius carassius (crucian carp), 913 nucleotides. RefSeq names its product hairy-related 3 (gene hes3). Gene Ontology annotation, cellular component: nucleus. The record is from RefSeq and is a predicted model, not a curated record. The transcript is spliced from 4 exons. NCBI's taxonomy places the organism in Eukaryota, Metazoa, Chordata, Actinopteri, Cypriniformes, Cyprinidae. Gene Ontology annotation, molecular function: RNA polymerase II cis-regulatory region sequence-specific DNA binding; DNA-binding transcription factor activity, RNA polymerase II-specific; protein dimerization activity. Bases 77 to 766 code for a protein of 229 amino acids. Gene Ontology annotation, biological process: regulation of transcription by RNA polymerase II; anterior/posterior pattern specification; regulation of neurogenesis.
GAAAAUUCCUUCACUCUGACACAAGGAAGUUGGAAAAUUCAUCUGGGUAUCUAAGCGCAACGAGCAUUUGAGGACAAUGGCUGCAGCAUCAGAGAAAGUAACUGCGAAAACUCAGAGCGUUAAAAAGGUCUCCAAACCACUGAUGGAGAAGAAAAGAAGAGCACGUAUCAAUAAAUGUUUGAAUCAAUUGAAAAGUCUCCUGGAGAGUGUCUGUUCGAACAAUAUCCGCAAGCGAAAACUGGAAAAGGCUGAUAUUUUGGAGCUGACGGUAAAACAUCUGAUGCAUCUGCAAAACACCAGAAGAGGAAUGCCCACAGUUUGUGACUCUGCUGAAUAUCACGCUGGCUACAGAAGUUGUCUGGCCACUGUCAGUCAUUAUCUCGCAUCGGAUGCUGACAGAGAUUCCCGCUCCACCAUGCUGACACAUCUUAGGAGCGGUUCUAACCUAGUUCCUGAUUUCAGUACCGCGGAGAGCGACACUGCUCGGAUCCCUGCCUCAACAUGUACUCUUCGUCAAUCAAACAAAGCUCCGCUUCAAACAGACGCUCCAUAUCCAAACUUGCAGACAACUUCAGACAGAUAUUUCUUCUAUAUGCCGAAGAGGACUGAGAUUUGUGAUACGGACAAAAUAUCAUUUAACGCACAGGCUGGAACAAUUGAAUCCAAGAAGUUCAAAACUACACACUUCAGUCUUAAAAAUACAAAGGCUGACGAGUUCUGCAAUUUUUCUGAAGCCUUGAAACAGAAUUAUUGGCGGCCUUGGUAAAUCUGAAGAAUUUCAAACGUCACUGUUUUAACACUUAGACUUUUUAAAGUAGCUCCAAUUUUGCUUCUCAUGCACUGUAUAUGUAGAUCCUAUUUUGUAAUAAAUGAUGACAAAUGUUUAUUUUAAUAAUAAAAGAUUACAAUGUUG